GCACAUCGGGCUGGACUCCGGGCAGAGGUACAUCGGGCUGGACUCUGGCAGAGGCACAUCGGGCUGGACUCCGGGCAGAGGCACAUCGGGCUGGACUCCGGGCAGAGGCACAUCGGGCUGGACUCCGGGCAGAGGCACAUCGGGCUGGACUCCGGGCAGAGGCACAUCGGAUUACCAGGCGAAGUAGCAGGUAGCGGGCCACCAGGCGGAGCAGCAGGCACUGGGCCACCAGGCAGAGCAGCCGGCACCGGGCCACCAGGCGGAGCAGCAGGCACCGGGCCACCAGGCGGGGCAGCAGGCACCGGGCCCCCAGGCGGGGCGACAGGCAUCGGGCCCCCAGGCGGGGCGACAGGCAUCGGGCCCCCAGGCGGGGCGACAGGCAUCGGGCCCCCAGGCGGGGCGACAGGCAUCGGGCCCCCAGGAGGGGCGACAGGCAUCGGGCCCCCAGGCGGAGCGGCGGGCGCCGGACCCCCAGGCGGAGUGACAGGUCUCGGGCCCCCAGGCGGAGCGGCAGGUGCUGGACCCCCAGGCGGAGCGACAGGUCUCGGGCCCCCAGGCGGAGCGGCGGGCGCCGGACCCCCAGGCGGAGCGACAGGUCUCGGGCCCCCAGGCGGAGCGGCGGGCGCCGGACCCCCAGGCGGAGCGACAGGUCUCAGGCCCCCAGGCGGAGCGGCGGGCGCCGGACCCCCAUACGGAGCGACAGGUCUUGGGCCCCCAGGCAGAGCGACAGGUCUCAGGCCCCCAGGCGGAGCAACAGGUCUCGGGCCCCCAGGCAGAGCGGCGGGCGCCGGGCCC
Staurois parvus is the source of this 795-nucleotide messenger RNA. The record is from the annotation of a GenBank genome assembly. NCBI's taxonomy places the organism in Eukaryota, Metazoa, Chordata, Amphibia, Anura, Ranidae.